Messenger RNA from Suillus paluster, 840 nucleotides. RefSeq lists its product as uncharacterized. The coding region runs from base 124 to 516 and encodes 130 amino acids. Gene Ontology annotation, molecular function: small ribosomal subunit rRNA binding; structural constituent of ribosome. NCBI's taxonomy places the organism in Eukaryota, Fungi, Basidiomycota, Agaricomycetes, Boletales, Suillaceae. The transcript has 3 exons. Gene Ontology annotation, cellular component: mitochondrial small ribosomal subunit; ribosome. Gene Ontology annotation, biological process: translation. The record is from RefSeq and is a predicted model, not a curated record.
AAAUAUUUUACCACGGCUCUUCUCGUCGCGUUCGACUUUGCACGGUGAACGACGCGAAACGUUCAGCUGAGACGAUACCUUUAGGCUUUACUAAAAUCUGGGACCUCGGACGACCACGUCAAGAUGCCGCUCUACCAGAUGUUCUGCAUUGCUAGUCAUUUUAGGGAAUACAAACACAUAAAAGAUCUUGUGACCAUGUCCGCAACGCAUGUCAUGAAUGAAGGCGGUGUAGUGCGGAAUAUACAGUUCAAUGGAACGCAGACGCUUCCCCAACGAAUGCGACGGCAUAAACAGUAUUACACCGUUGGAGACUAUUGGACGAUGCAUUUUGAUACUUCACCUCGCACGCUACGCACAUUGGCUGGAGUGAUGCGCAGAGAUCACCGUGUCAUAAGAUGGACAAUGUUGAAGUUGGGCGAGAAGGCGGAAGACGUGGUCACUUCACCUGAGCAGACGGUGGAACGUCAUUUACUAACAUCAUCGAGCAAAAGUACCGGCCCACAUUGGUCCUUGUGACGUGUUUCUACCCACUCUCCAGUCUAGAGCGCCUUAUAGAGUCAAUUUCCUGUUAUUGAAAAAGACUCCGACCCAGCCCACAACAGACGAGCCAGUUUGCUGAUCUCCUAACAACUUUCUAUAGUUAUUGUUCUACCCACUUUAACACUCCCCACAGGUCAUUCACCACCUGUACACCUUGGAGAUUUUCACCCUCCUCCUUGUGUUCACCACCGCUUUCUGGUCCGGCCCUACGCAACAGCAGGGCAUGCAUUCCAGCAGCUCGAGCACCAUCAUAGUCACUAAAAGAAUUUCGGAUCGACAUGAUUGCCUGAAACUUAGAUC